This is a messenger RNA of Nestor notabilis (Kea), 1562 nucleotides long. RefSeq names its product CTD nuclear envelope phosphatase 1 regulatory subunit 1 (gene CNEP1R1). The transcript has 5 exons. Gene Ontology annotation, cellular component: Nem1-Spo7 phosphatase complex; cytoplasm. The record is from RefSeq and is a predicted model, not a curated record. Lineage: Eukaryota; Metazoa; Chordata; Aves; Psittaciformes; Psittacidae. The annotation marks the transcript as partial.
AUCUCAAAGCUUUUGAAAGAAGACUUACCGAAUAUAUUGCAUGUUUGCAACCAGCUACAGGACGUUGGAGAAUGAUUCUGAUAGUGGUGUCAGUCUGCACAGCGACUGGUGCCUGGAACUGGUUAAUAGACCCAGAAACACAAAAGGUGUCAUUUUUCACAUCACUUUGGAAUCACCCAUUUUUCACAAUUAGUUGUAUUACCCUAAUAGGCUUAUUCUUUGCUGGAAUACAUAAAAGAGUGGUGGCACCAUCAAUUAUAGCAGCCCGAUGUCGAACUGUUUUGGCAGAAUAUAACAUGUCCUGUGAUGAUACUGGAAAACUAAUUUUGAAACCUAGGCCUCAUGUUCAAUAAGGGCUGUUUUCCUUCAGUUUUUUCCACUGCCAUGGAAACCAAAAAUGACUUUUUUAAGGUAGUGUGACAGCAAAAACCAAACAGGACUGGUUGCCGCUGCCUGGGAGUGAAAGUCUUACACAGUUAACAGUGAAAGUGUGCAAUAUUACUUCUUGAAUACUCAUCCAAAUUCUUUGUUAUCAUAUUAUCAGUGCUUUUGCUACUUCUGAUUACCUCUUUUUCAGUAUUAGUGUCACUUUUUUACUUCAGCUAGAGGAGAACAUACAGGCGAAGUAUGUUAAUCGGCUAUGAAGUUGAACUUGAAAAUCAAACCUCGUAUGUGUCUUUGUAAGCUAUUGUAAAUAGCAGGUGGAUGCCAGUGUUCAGGAAAAGGAAGUAGUAUGUGCUGUAUGGAUUUCUUUUUGUUCUCAUGAACAGUAUUGAUAGGAACACUUACCAUUCCCAUGAUGUUAUUAGCACACUUACUCGUUACAGCUGUCCUUGUCUCCUGGUCAUUCUUUUUGGAACCGGUUAAAGGCUUGCGGAAAGACUGUCUGUCCUGGAGAAAACUGGUCUCGCUAUUUAAGAACUGCAGCUGCAUCAAGGAUCACGUUUGUCAGUCUGUAUGUGUAGUGCACCAGCCACUUCUGUUGUGGUCAUACGUAGUUCAUGGUGUGAUCUGGUUCACGACACCGCUCUUUUUAGAUUUUAGUAUUUUAAAAAUUGAUUGAAAUAUGCUUGUAUCUUCCUGACUAAGGUUGUACUGUAUCUGAAGUCCAUGUGACCAUUCUGAGGGGAUUUUUAUGCGAUGAUAGUCCAAAUAUUAAACUAGUAUUGAAAAAUGUGUAACUUCAGAUUUGAUGAAGAAAAUAGAGUGCCACAAUAAAAUAACAGAUUUUAUUGUAGAGUGUUAAAAAUGAGAUGUGGAUGUCAUGUGCAUAAAGUGUAACUUUUGAAUGGCAAAAUUCUAAAAAGAGUUUUGAGUUGUUCAAGGUGCCUUUUUAAUUGUUUCAAACUCUUUUAAUUGACUAAAACUGCAAAGCUUUUGCAACUUCAGUAACUCCUACUACAAGCUAGACAGGCUUUUAAAGGCAGCCUAUGGAUGUAACCAUGUCAGUUAAGACAUGCAGAAUUGUCUGCUAUACUUUUUCUCUUCUGCCCAUCCAUUAUUUUUAACUGCUGUAUAUUUUGUAGGUCAAUGUGUAUAAAAUAAAUUCUUUGUAUAAACAG